GAUCUUCGUCGGACGUCAUCUUUUCUCCGGCGAGCUUCUUUCCGGUAUUGUUUGCAAGGACAAUUCCGGCGAUUUUCGGUGAACAAAUUAGAAUGAAAAAAGUUUUGUAGAAACAAAGAAUUAAAGAUGAGCGCUUCUCCUCCUUCGUCAUUUUUCUCUCAUUUUUGCUCUUCAGCUCUCAGAACUAAACCACUUAGCAAUUCAUCGGACGUCGUUCGUAUAAACUCCGGCGAGGGUUUAGUUCGCCGUCUUGGUCCUUUUGAUCUGAUUCUCCUCGGCAUUGGCGCUUCAAUUGGAGCCGGCAUCUUCGUCGUCACCGGCACCGUCGCGCGCGAUGCUGGUCCUGGAGUUACAAUUAGCUUUAUACUCGCAGGAGCAUCAUGUGUCCUUAAUGCUCUUUGUUAUGCUGAGCUAGCUUCUCGUUUUCCUGCAGUUGUUGGGGGAGCAUACAUGUAUACUUACACAGCUUUCAAUGAGCUCACUGCUUUUCUUGUUUUUACACAAAUGAUGCUUGACUAUCAUAUUGGUGCAGCUAGCAUAGCACGGAGCUUAGCAAGCUACGUCAUUAAUAUAUUAGAGCUCAUUCCCUUCCUCAAGAAUAAUAUUCCAAAUUGGGUUGGGCAUGGCAGUAAGGAGAUUUUUGGGUUUAUAUCCAUCAACCUAUUGGCUCCAGUCCUUCUGGUACUCCUGACUAUAAUCCUGUGCCGUGGUGUUGGAGAAUCUUCACUAGUGAAUACUAUUAUGACUACAACCAAGAUAGUUAUUGUUCUUGUGGUCAUUAUUGUCGGUGCUUUUGAGGUUGACAGUUCAAACUGGUCACCUUUCGCUCCAAAUGGUUUUAAAUCCAUGUUAACAGGAGCAACUGUAGCUUUUUUUGCAUAUGUUGGAUUUGAUGCAGUUGCUAAUUCAGCCGAAGAAUCUAAACGACCACAGCGGGAUCUACCGAUAGGCAUAAUUGGAAGCCUUCUUGUCUGUAUAGCACUAUACAUUGGUGUUUGCUUAGUUAUUACUGGUAUGGUACCUUACAAAUUUCUUGGAGAAGAUGCUCCCUUGGCUGAGGCUUUCAAAUCCAAGGGCUUAAAUUUCGUAUCAGUCUUGAUCAGCAUUGGAGCUGUUGCUGGGCUUACAACUACCCUACUGGUUGGUCUAUAUGUUCAGUCUCGUUUAUAUCUUGGGCUUGGAAGGGAUGGCUUGCUACCCGCAAUAUUUGCUCGUGUUCAUCCAACACGCCACACUCCUAUUCAGUCUCAGAUAUGGGUUGGAUUUAUCGCAUGCAUCUUGGCUGGGACAUUAAAUGUGCACUUGCUGUCACAUGUUCUGUCAGUUGGUUCAUUGGCAGGUUAUUCCGUUGUGGCAGCAUGUGUGAUAACUCUUCGCUGGAAGGAUAAUGUCGGUAGUCAAGUCUUAGCCACCUCGAUGUCACAUAGGCUGGAAGGCAUAAUAUGCAUUACCGUGAUUGCUUGUUGUGGUUUUGCUGCUGGAAUCCUUUUCCGUUAUGUUGUUUCAGCUCUUGCCUAUUUAUUUCUUAUUGUACCUGUGGCUAUUGCAAUCCUUGCUGCUGCAGCUCUUCGAUUUCGACAGGUACAUACAGAUCUACCAGGUUUCUCUUGCCCAUGGGUUCCAAUGGUGCCUGCUCUUUGCAUCUUUGUUAACAUAUUCUUGUUUGCUCAGCUUCACUAUGAAGCCUGGGUGAGAUUUGUCGUCCUCAGCAUUGUUGCGAUCGGUGUAUACGCAUUCUAUGGGCAAUAUCAUUCAAAUACUGUAAGUGAUCAUGAGGUCGUAACUUACCACAAAGCACCCGAAGAAGAAGCUCUAUGAAAGAUCUUGUCUACGGUGUAUAUAGAUGAUGCAUAUUGUACCCGUUAGUAUAUCCAUGGCAUGUAAAAUUUCGAAUAUCACCCUCUAGGUUAAAAGGAUGGGUCGGUAAGUUGUGUAAGUUCGCAAGUUAUUUAUCUGUAAUUUGUUAGUUUCUCGUGGUUAAAA
This is a messenger RNA of Cynara cardunculus var. scolymus (artichoke), 1983 nucleotides long. RefSeq names its product cationic amino acid transporter 9, chloroplastic-like. Gene Ontology annotation, molecular function: amino acid transmembrane transporter activity. Bases 127 to 1818 code for a protein of 563 amino acids. The record is from RefSeq and is a predicted model, not a curated record. Gene Ontology annotation, cellular component: membrane. The transcript has 8 exons. Gene Ontology annotation, biological process: transmembrane transport; amino acid transport. NCBI's taxonomy places the organism in Eukaryota, Viridiplantae, Streptophyta, Magnoliopsida, Asterales, Asteraceae.